Molecule: messenger RNA, 2046 nt
Organism: Toxotes jaculatrix (banded archerfish)
Lineage: Eukaryota; Metazoa; Chordata; Actinopteri; Toxotidae
Product: high mobility group protein B2-like
Exons: 5
Coding region: 164-766 (200 amino acids)
Biological process (GO): regulation of transcription by RNA polymerase II
Molecular function (GO): DNA binding, bending
Source: RefSeq, a predicted model, not a curated record
GGGGGCGGGGUCGGAUUAGAACUCGACCCAGUUUGAAAGUGAACCGACGGCUCCAGUCUCUGCUUCAGCUUCCAAACAACAACAAGAACCCAAGAUCCAAACCGUCAGAACCGGUUCGAAGUCUGCCUCAGUCUGUAGCCGGCCCUCCUGACGAGCCGUCAGUAUGAUGCGUAAAGACGUCAACAAGCCGAAGGGGAAGACGUCGGCGUAUGCCUUCUUCGUCCAGACGUGUCGAGAGGAACACCGGAAGAAAAACCCAGAGCAGUCGGUCAACUUCGCCGAGUUCUCCAAGAAAUGCUCUGAGAGAUGGAAGGCUCUGUCUCCCAGUGAUAAGAAGUGUUUCGAGGACAUGGCCAAAGCCGACAAGGUGCGUUACAACAGGGAGAUGAGAGACUACGUCCCACCCAAGGGCUUCGGAAAGAGGGGCCGCAAGAGGAAAGACCCCAACGCACCCAAAAGACCCCCGUCUGCGUUCUUCGUGUUCUGCAGUGAGUACCGUCCCAGUGUGAAGCAGCAGUAUCCUGGUCUGUCCAUAGGAGACUGUGCCAAGAAACUGGGAGAGAUGUGGAGCAAACUGUCCCAGUCUGAGAAACAACCGUACGAAGAGAAGGCUCAGAAGCUACGAGAGAAAUACGACCGGGACAUGGUGGCGUACCGCGGCGGUGGAACCUACGCCAGGAACCCUGGGUCCUCAGCUCAGGGAGGAGAGGAGGAGGAAGACGACGAGGGGGAGGAGGAAGACGAGGAGGACGACGACGACGAGUAGAGACAACGAGCUGCAGCUGGAUGAGAGAGAGAGAGAGAGAGAAAGGUGUGUGUGUGUGUGUGUGUGUGUUUUUCAGAGGUCAGACUGUUUUUAAACAGGUUAAAGUGAAGGGAGGGGUCAGAGGAGACAGGGGGCGGAGCCUCACAGCAGGUGAAUGUCAGAUAUGCUGCAGCUGUCGGCAGAGAAGAAGAAGAAGAGGAGGGACAGGUGAGGAUGAAGGUGAGCUCAGCUUUACAUCAGUUCAGCCAAUCAGGUUUAGUUAUUUCCUGUCUCCAUGGUAACAGGGAGUGUUGGUCAGCAGGUUGGUCUCUGACGUGGCUCAGAUGUCACAGUGACAGGAAGCUGCGUCUCUUUGUUUUAUAACGAACAGGAAGUGAAGCAACUGAACAAGCUCAGUUGCUUCACCUGUUCACAGACGCCGUCAGGACUCAGGGACCCACAGAGGUUAGAGAUAACCUCCAAGUCCCAGGUCAGUCCAGUUUCCUGGACAGGUCAGGACAAGCAUGAAUUUCGCCCUGAGCUGACUAGAAACAUUCACCUGUCCCAUAAUGCAUUGCUGAAUCUCUUCAGACUGGGCCAGCUGCUCUGACCAAACCUCUGAAAACAGCAGAUUAAUGAACAGACAUUUGUUAGUGAACAUGUUCACAGUCUUUGGUCUGUCAGACAGAUCAGCUGAUCUGUCCAAUCAGGAGGCUGAUCAGUAAUGACGUGUGAGUCGCUGGUCUCACCUGUUUGAUUCAGAUCAGGUGUAUGUGGACACAUGGAGCUGCUGUGGAUCAGGUCAUGUGGUUUAGCAGUGACUCAGUUGGAGGUUUGAGCUUUGUGUUGGAUCCAGGUCUGAGUCUCACCUGGACCAUCAGGUCACCUGCACACUGACACUGUAAUGAGGUCACAUGACCAGAUGCGUUCAAACCUUGUCAGUUUGUUGAGUCAUGUGACUGAUGAUGUCAUUCACAGGUAUUCUGACAGACAGGUAGAAAGAGAGAGAGACAGGUCACUCUGAAACACACACACACAGGACCAGUGUGUGUGCGUGUGUGUGUGUGUGUUGGUCAUCAGAUGUUAGAGGAUAGUAGAGUAAACUCCUGCUCACUGUUACCAUGGUUACUCCUGCACCCUCCUCACACCCUCCACCCCCCCUGUGUGUUACCAUGGAAACCCCGGCCCCUCCCCCUGCUCCUCCUCCUCAUGUUGUUUUUUAUUUUCUUUGUUGGAGCUGAUUCGUUUUGUUCACAGUAGAAACAUCAACUUUUCUAAUAAAACGACACCUGAGGGAAAAA